AACCACCGAGCUAUUAACAUCUCGAACCUUCUCCUAUCAUGACAUCUAGAUUCUAGAACUAGACGAAACUCUCCGGCGGUUUAAGCACCGUGAAAGGCCCGCCAAAUGGACCCAAUCCGUCCGCCAUCGGAGAUAUCGCGUGCCGAAGUUUGUUCGAAAAAUGAUAAGCAGUCGAGGGGCGUUACCGUCGUUAUGCCCUCCGUCGCGCUUCUUCUCGAAUAGCCCAGCUUUUAUCACCUCCCGGUACGCUCACCCCUCGCCGUCCGGUCUCCUCUCCAUGGACCGUUGGACCGGAGUGCUCAAGGUCUCCCUCGGCCCCAAUAAUGGCGGCCCCUUCUUCAGAGUCGCUGCGUCCCUCCUCCUCUCCCACUCCGACAAAGCCCUUAUCGUUCCUUCUGUGAAUGCGAUCUUCUUUAAUGGCGACCGGAUCGAAGGCACCGGGAACCCGGUGAUCGAGAGGCUAUCGGAUUCGAGGAACAUCGCCGAGCUCCUCGUCUCGAAGCUGGGGGAUUCCGCCAACGCUUGGGUUGUGGAUGCAUCCACCUUCAACGGGCCUUUCGCGGUUUAUAAGGAGUUCAUACCGUCGGUGAACUCUCGAGGGGAGCCGAAACGUUAUGAUCCUCAUGGAUUCCCGGCUUCGUCUUCCAUUGUUGCAAUCUUAUCUAAGUGCGUCGAAGAGGUGAAAAGUUUGAUUUCAUGCAGUGUAACAAAACAAAUGCCGACAGACGUGCAUUCUCCUGCAUCCACAUCACCAACUCCACCCAAAACAAUCAUCCUUGGAUUUAGCAAGGGUGGGACUGUUGUCAACCAGCUUGUGACUGAACUUGCACACCUUAAUACCGAACCUGCAGGAAACUCGAUGAGCAGUGAGAAACCUUCAUCUAGAUUAUCUCAGGAGAUCCAAGAUUGCAUCUGUCCUAUUUCUGAAGGCUGUCUUUUGUUCAGCAUCUCCGAGUUUCAUUAUGUGGAUGUUGGAUUAAAUUGCACUGGAGCAUAUUUGACUGAUCAUACUGUGAUCAGAAAGAUUGCCGAGCACUUGUUGCUUUACGAUGCAAGUAUUCGUUUUACACUCCAUGGCACUCCCAGACAGUGGUGUGAUCGUCAUCGCCCUUGGAUCUGCAAGGAGAAAGACAUACUGCGGCACUUGCUUGAAGAUGAAGCUCGCAGAUGGGAAGGAAAAUUGAAGGUAACUGAGAGAUUUUAUUUUGUCAAUAGCCCCCCCAAUUUGCAGAUGCAUUUUGAAAUAAUUGAAACUAUGGAUAUAAACUGAUGUUUGUGUUAAGCAUAAAGACAAUAUGGCAUGUUCUGUAAAGUUUAGUAAUUAUGAAAACAAAUGUAAGAAGUCAAAUUGAUUCAGCGCUCUUUCUCUUUUUGGGACCCUUUCAUUAA
Phoenix dactylifera (date palm) is the source of this 1389-nucleotide messenger RNA. RefSeq lists its product as uncharacterized. Gene Ontology annotation, cellular component: mitochondrion. The record is from RefSeq and is a predicted model, not a curated record. Lineage: Eukaryota; Viridiplantae; Streptophyta; Magnoliopsida; Arecales; Arecaceae.